Molecule: messenger RNA, 852 nt
Organism: Schistocerca americana (American grasshopper)
Lineage: Eukaryota; Metazoa; Arthropoda; Insecta; Orthoptera; Acrididae
Product: loricrin-like
Exons: 1
Coding region: 1-852 (283 amino acids)
Source: RefSeq, a predicted model, not a curated record
AUGAGUGGUGCGGGGAAAGGGCAGUGCAAGGAAAGGGCGGUGCGGGGAAAGGGCGGUGCGGGGAGAAGGCGGUGCGGGGAGAGGGCAGUGCGAGGAGAGGGCGGUGUGAGGAGAGGGAGGUGCAGGGAGAGGGCGGUGCGGGGAGGGGGCGGUGCGGGGAGGGGGCAGUGCGGGGAGGGGGCAGUGUGGGGUGGGGGUGGUGCGGGGAGGGGGCAGUGCGGGGAGGGGGCAGUGUGGGGAGGGGGCGGUGCGGGGAAGGGGCGUUGUGGGGAGGGGGCGGUGUCAGGAGGGGGCGGUGCGUGGAGGGGGCAAUGUGGGGAGGGGGCAGUGCAGGGAGGGGGCGGUGCGGGAAGGGGGCAGUGCGGGCAGGGGGUGGCACGGGCAGGGGGCGGUGCGGGCAGGGGGCAGUGCGGGCAGGGGAUGGUGCAGGGAGGGGGCAGUGCGGGAAAUGUCGGUGCAGGGAAAGAGCAGUGCGGGAAAUGUCGGUGCAGGGAAAGAGCAGUGCGGGGAAAGGGCGGUACGGAGAAACGGCAGUGCGGGGACGGGGCGGUUCGGGGAAGGGGCAGUGCGGGGAAGGCGCGGUGCGGGGAAUGGGUUGUGCGGGGAAGGGGCGGUGCCGGGAAAGGGUGGUGCUGGGGAAGGGCGGUGCCGGGGAAAUGGCAGUGCUGGGGAAAGGGCAGUGCGUGGAAAGGGCGGUGCGGGGAAAGGGCGGUGCAGGGAAAGGGCGGUGCCAGGAAAGGGCAGGGCCGGGGAAGUGCGGUGCAGGGGAAGGGCGGUACAGGGGAAGGGCAGUGCAUGGGAAGGGCGGUGCAGGGAAAGGGCGGUGCAGGGAAAGUGCGGUGCAGGGCAUGA